AUGACUGAAUUCAAGGACUGGUACAACAGUGUACCGUAUUUUACUCGUUAUUGGUUGACUUUUACAAUAGGUUUAAGUAUUAUUGGAAGAUUUGGAAUAAUAAGUUAUUAUUAUUUCAUCUUGGACUACUAUCCCUUCAUACACCAGUUCCAGAUAUGGCGCCCAAUUACAGCUCUAUUUUAUUACCCUAUAGGACCCUCUACUGGAUUCCAUUUUUUGAUAAACUGUUACUUUCUUUAUAAUUACUCUCAAAGAUUAGAAUCAGGCAUGUUUGCUGGUAAACCUGCAGAUUACUGUUACAUGCUGCUGUUUAAUUGGCUAUGCUGUGUUAUAAUUGGCCUUUUGGUUAAUUUACCUAUCCUUAUGGAUCCCAUGGUACUCUCAGUACUGUAUGUUUGGUGCCAGCUUAACAAAGAUGUAAUUGUGUCAUUUUGGUUUGGCACUCGCUUCAAAGCCAUGUACCUGCCCUGGGUGUUACUUGCUUUCAAUUUAGUUAUUAGCGGAGGGGGUGUAAUGGAGCUUCUUGGAAUUCUCAUUGGCCAUUUGUCAUUUUUCCUAAUGUUCAAAUACCCACAAGAGUUUGGCGGACCAGCUCUCUUGACACCACCAGCCUUUUUAAAACAAAUUUUCCCCGAAACUCGUUAUGUUGGUGGAUUUGGUAGCGCGCCACAAACGAGGCCGGCGACCGGCGCGCGUCCCGCCGGGACUAUGUUUGGGGGAUACAACUGGGGCAGAGGCCAGACAUUGGGCGGGAAC
This is a messenger RNA of Brenthis ino (lesser marbled fritillary), 756 nucleotides long. The record is from the annotation of a GenBank genome assembly. Lineage: Eukaryota; Metazoa; Arthropoda; Insecta; Lepidoptera; Nymphalidae.